AUGGUUUUGUUAUUUACAACCGAUCUUCUGUGCCUAGCAACCGAGACUAAUAUAAUGUUAAAAGACCCCGAAUGUGCCGUCGAUAUUCUAGCUGUGUUCUACAGUUUAUCGUUUGCACUAAAUCCAAAUUUCUCUAAGGUCUUUCCCCCACACGCUGAGAUCUUAGAAUACUCUAAUAGCAUCGCAGAGAGAUUCGACGUCAACCGCUAUAUUGUGACGAACACAGAAUGGGAGGGCGCUUACUAG
Penicillium cataractarum is the source of this 246-nucleotide messenger RNA. RefSeq lists its product as uncharacterized. Lineage: Eukaryota; Fungi; Ascomycota; Eurotiomycetes; Eurotiales; Aspergillaceae. The record is from RefSeq and is a predicted model, not a curated record. The transcript has 2 exons. Bases 1 to 246 code for a protein of 81 amino acids.